This is a messenger RNA of Notolabrus celidotus (New Zealand spotty), 4316 nucleotides long. It is a transcript of the gene naa40, whose product is annotated as N-alpha-acetyltransferase 40, NatD catalytic subunit. The coding region runs from base 292 to 1011 and encodes 239 amino acids. Gene Ontology annotation, molecular function: histone H2A acetyltransferase activity; protein N-terminal-serine acetyltransferase activity; histone H4 acetyltransferase activity. The record is from RefSeq and is a predicted model, not a curated record. The transcript is spliced from 9 exons. Gene Ontology annotation, cellular component: nucleus. NCBI's taxonomy places the organism in Eukaryota, Metazoa, Chordata, Actinopteri, Labriformes, Labridae.
CUCUGAUGUCGGAGUUUGGGAAGAGCACGCGAAUGCAUCUCAGUUGGACGACGGAGAGCAGAGGAAAGAAAAGGGCAAAGAAGGGACCUGUAAUAAAUUCAGCCUCUCACUCUUGGCGCCAAUCCGAUUUAAAGAGAAAAACUGAACAUUUUCUUUUGACAUUUUCAUCAAAUCUGCGCCGAAGUGCUGCUUCUAUCCCAGCUAUCGAGAGUCACGAUACUAAUAACUCAGAGAAACAGGGACAAUAGAGCUGCUUCUGCGGGGGCAUCCACAACAACACACCGCUGCAAAAUGGGGAGAAAGUCCAACAGAGCAAAGGAGAAGAAAGCCCGGCGUCUGGAGGAGAGGGCGGCUAUGGAUGCUGUUUGUGCAAAAGUGGAAGCAGCAAAUAAGCUUGAUGACCCACUGGCUGCCUUCCCAGCCUUCAAAAAGUACGACAGAAAUGGGCUGAACCUGCAGAUAGAGUGUAAGAGAGUGACCUCGCUCAACCCGCUGUCGGUGGAGUGGGCCUUUGAACUAACCAGAGCCAACAUGCAGACACUGUACGAGCAGAGUGAAUGGGGAUGGAAGGAGAGGGAAAAGAGGGAGGAGAUGAAUGACGAGAGGGCGUGGUACCUUCUGGCCCGUGACGGCGACUCUGCCCCCGUUGCCUUCUCUCACUUCCGAUUCGACGUGGAGUGCGGGGAGGAGGUUUGCUAUUGCUAUGAGGUUCAACUAGAAAGCAGAGUGCGGAGGAAAGGACUUGGCAAGUUCCUUAUUCAGAUACUUCAGCUCAUAGCGAACAGUACGCAGAUGAAGAAAGUGAUGUUGACGGUUUUCAAACACAACCAUGGGGCUUACCAGUUCUUCAGAGAAGCUUUACAGUUUGAAAUAGAUGAAACUUCACCGAGCAUGUCUGGGUGCUGCGGCGACGACUGCUCUUAUGAGAUCCUGAGCCGGCGAACCAAACACGGCGAGGCCUCGUCUGGACACACCCACGGGGGUGGGCACUGUGGGGGCUGCUGCCACUGAUUGGCUCCAGCCUGCCACCUUUUAUGAUUGGUUUAAUGCCAGCAACUUUCAUUUGUGGGUGUGUGUGAAAGCUUGAGCUGCCUGCUACUCUGCAGACAUUUUUUGAGUUUGGAUGGCUGUAGAGUGCCGUUAAAAAUGAACCAAUGGUGAAACACCUGGCUACAGAUGUUGUCUCAUCAGGGGGAGAGAUUUAUGCUUUUAUUUUUUUGUAUUCCUGCGACAAAAGCAGUAUGCAGUGUGAGCUUUCACACACAACUUCUGUUUUUUCUUUCCUACGUCUUGUUUUAAUGUCCACCAUCUCCUCUCAUUCUCUUAUCCCAGUCUAAGAUGACAAGUUUUUCAGAGUCUAGAUCAAGCUAAGGCAUUGCCAACAUUCUCAAACACUGCUCUCAUCCUCUCAUGUAUUACACCUUACUGGAUCAUGUGCAGCACCUCUGACCUAAAUUGGCAGCUGGCUCAAGACAAUAAUAAAGAAACACACCACCUCCUGUCCAAACUACUCAUGCCCAAGAUCGGAUUUAGAAGUAGAUGUCUGUUAAUCAUGCUUUCUAUUAGAUAUCCAAUAAUGCUGAACUGAUAUUCAGCUAGUACAAACCCCUGAUUUCUCUGGGACCUCAAAAUGAAACUACAAGCCUGUUUGGGCUGAAUGCGGUCCUCUUGGACUCCAGAAAACCAGCCUGAGAAGCCGAGCUGUAAUGUGAUGUAAUGGCUGUUAGAGUUGCGAGUGACAUGCAUAUAGCAUGUGACAUGCAAGUUCUCUAACAAGAUCAUUGCAGCUAGCGCAAACUGCAGGGUUUUAAAUCACAGCAGUCCACUCACUACUGUUACAAGAGUAGUCUGCUGUAAGGACCGUCUCUUCAUUCAGGCGACACCAAAAUAUAGAAGUAUCUCAUGUGCUUUAAAAUGUUUCAGCCUACGAGACGAGUUGUCCAAGAUUGCCUUUUUUAAAGUGUGUUAGUAUUUACAAUUUAAUUGAAGUAAAAAUGUUCUCUAAAAAUUUGCCUCAAACCAUGAAAAUAAUCCCAGUGUGUCUAUGUGGCUCGUUCAGGUGUUAAAUGCGUGUGGGCUAGAAACAUCACUCAGAGGAUCACAUCAUGAACUACAGCUCUGUGUUCUGCCUCACAGCAGACACGGGGCUCUCAGGUUCAUGAAGGCUCCAGUUUUUGUAAGAUUGUAUCCUCCACCCCACUCUCCUGAUCCUUGUGCCUCUGUUCUCCCUCCAUGUCCUAAAAGCGCUGAACCUUCACUGCAGGCCUGUUUACGUUACUCUCAUCUAUAUCCAUCUUGUAAAAUUGCAUCACCCCUGCUUGCCUCUUCUUUCACUCGUUUCCCAAGAGGUACUUAUGAUAAACAAGUAGAUGUUGACGCUAGGUUUUGCUGUAUUUAAAAAAAGAAAAAGAAAAAAAGAACUAAAACCAUCAUCCAUCUCUUCUCUUAUCUAUUCUGUAAGCAUGAACAAAUCAUAUUGAUUUAAUACGGACGAGGAUUGGUAGGAGAAACCUCUUCCUUUGUGGCCAUUUGAAGCUGAUGAAUGCUUUUAACUUGGAGGACAGACCGUAGAUUGGGUGUAUGAAUGAUGGAUUGAUUGCAGGACACUGAAAGUGUUUUGUUUUUUUUUUUAAGGUUGUUAUUCCUCUUCUUAGUUGUCAGCUAUUUUCCCGGCCCUCGGUUACGGUUUGCAUGAGAAUAUAUUUUCUAACUGAACUCGUAAGUCAAAAAACAGGAUUCCACAAGAGUAGUGCUGCUUCUGAACUUCGGCAUUACUGUUUGAACGCUUUUGUUAAUCCUUGAAUAUGUGAAUAUUUCAUACAACUCUCACCAUCAUGGCAAGGUACACAUAUGUGGAAGGGGUGCUUGUAUGGAAUAUCAGAGUAAUGUUGGUGUGAGUCAGCACAAACUCAAUACUGUAAGAUUUUGGUAAAGUUGUGCUCUACACCUCCUGCCGCUCUUUUUAGGAUUUAAAAUGCCACCCUUAAAAGACUUCUGCCACCACUUUGCUCUUUUCAAUUUCAUAUCUGUUUACAAAAAGCCCCAUUGUAUUUUUUGACAGUUUUAAGUGGGAGUAGGCCGGGUCAGGAGCCUUCCCCUAACUCUUACUCUCUAGGACUCUCCUCAGAGUCUCCUCCUGGGCUGGCUGUAAAGACGACUGUUUCUGAUGUGUCUGUUUGAGGCUCUCGGAGCGUUUUGUAAUGUUUUUUUAGGCAAGUUCUACUUAAAUGUUACACAAAGUAACGCUGCAAAGAAUGUGACACGCAGAGAGUUUCUUAGACCGACCUAAAUCUGGCGUAAAAGAACAAUUAUCCACCACCCACGCGAAAAACCUUCAGAUGACUAAUCCGGUUCUUGAGAUGAAAGUUUUGGGUUGGUUCCAGAAUAAGCAGGGACAAAAAAAUAACAACUGGAAUCGUAGUAUUUGGUUCUCAUGCUUGUUUACCCAUAAACAAAAAAAAAGUUUAACGACAUAUUGCUUGUUUUAGUGCUAGAUUACCUUCUGAUAAGUACAGUAAAUCAUUUUUGUACUGCAUAGGUUACAAGAAAAAGAGGACGUUGUACAUAGUGGUAGUAUAUCAACCGACUGACAGUCUCUCUCUCAGGUUAAUCAAACGUAAUCAAACCUCAUCUGUUACAUUGAACAGCCAUGUUGUCAGUUAGCUGUUGGAUCGGCCAAAGCUCUGACUAAAAGUCAGUUUUUUCGUUUGUGUGUCAUUUCAUAAUAUUCAAAGAAACUGAUUUAAAAGCAUUGUCUUAAAUUUAAGUGGUUAUAAUUCUUAUAAGUUGCAUUAAUUGAAAGGCUGCUUAUCCCAUCUGAAAUAGCUUAAAAGAAAAAAUAUGACGCAAAGUUAAAACUGACCCUGGAUCAGUGCUUUGGUGUUACAUUCAUUCCAGACAGAUGGGCUUUCUUUAAAAAAAAACCAACUCAUUGGCAGUAAAACUGCUUCCUGAACAAUUCUUGAGUUUGAAAAUGAGCCAAAACUUCAACUGUUUAUUUUAAGUCAAUGAGUGCUUUCAUUUCUGGAAAAGGUUUCAUCCCCUCAAAGUCACAGGUUUCUUUCUCUUGGUCUUUUCUCUAUGUAUAUAAAUAUAUAUAAGCUGUUGUGGAUCCAUCUUCAUUUUCAUUUCUUGGCCUUUUACAGGGAAGACACUUUUUUAAACAUGAUGUUAAAAAAACAGAACUCCAUGUUUGAGAGUGAGUGUUACAGUCCUGUCCAUAAACGACAAUGAAAGGGAAAACUGAGUCAUUAUGCCUUGUCAGUGUUUUAUUUGUAUGUAACAAAUAAAGGAAAGUUGUUUGACUUUUCAACAGA